This is a messenger RNA of Cydia splendana, 743 nucleotides long. Its product is annotated as novel acetylcholine receptor chaperone. The record is from RefSeq and is a predicted model, not a curated record. NCBI's taxonomy places the organism in Eukaryota, Metazoa, Arthropoda, Insecta, Lepidoptera, Tortricidae. The transcript has 4 exons. Gene Ontology annotation, cellular component: endoplasmic reticulum. The coding region runs from base 98 to 568 and encodes 156 amino acids. Gene Ontology annotation, biological process: positive regulation of protein localization to cell surface; chaperone-mediated protein complex assembly.
ACGAAAUGAAAUAGCAUCAUUCCUAAAACGGACAGCUAUAUUAAAUGGAUUGAGGCAUUUUAUAUCACCGCUGAUAAAAGUUGAUAUAGUUUGUAAAAUGGGCUCAAUCGUGUUGAAGAGUUUAUCAAUCCUUUUAGGGGUGUUUUUUAUAUUUGUUGGAAUCACAAAGUUGACGCCUUUUAUUUCGAAGGAACUUCACAAGGACUUGAGGAAGGAGUACGUUAGAUAUGCCAAGGUGUUUCCAUUAACCGAGACGUUGGACUUCAAGCUGCCGUCGAAAUGGUACAGGCGGACCGUGGGCGUGCUCGAGAUACUGUUCGGGCUCACCAUGGCACUAUUUCCUGGACAUAAGAUAAAGAACGCCGCGAACAUCGGGCUGGUGGCGCUGAUGGUGCUCGCGGCGUACUCUCACGUGAUGGUGGGAGACCCGUUCGACCGCUGCGCGCCGGCGCUGGUGUUCUUCUUCAUGCUGAGCGGCCGGCUCGUCGUCUGGUACCAGAUCAGCCGCCGCGAGGAGCUGGAGAAGAACGCGGCGACACAGAACGGCAACGGGCUCAAAAGAGACUAGCUCAACUCAUCCAUUCUUUACUUGCGCCAAUUGCUUUCAAAUUUCAACAAUACCGUGAGAGGUUUAAAUUGAAAUUCGUAAUGCAUUUUGCAUAUUUAUUAAUUUAACAAUGUUAUUGUAAAAUGUCGUUUUACAAAUCCUGUCGUUACGACUUUUUGUCACUUUGCUGUGAUUU